AGAUCUGAACCUAAAAGUGAAAAAUAUCUCAGCAACCAGGACAAGAUUACUGGAAGUCUAGAAAAUACGUAUUGUAAUCAUAAAAAUGCACUGAAGACGGAGGAUGUAUAUCUUAAUGUAGAACGUGUACACGAUUCAGAUCAUGCAAAACCUUCCGUGUCUAGUAAAAAAGAAAGUAAAACAAGUGUUACUGAAGUAAAAGACGAAUAUCCAGAAGAGUAUGAUGAUGAAGAAGAAGAAAGAAACGUGUAUAAUAAUGUAGCUUCUGAACAAAAAAUUACUAAAUACAAAGUACUUAUAGCAGACCUUAAAAAAGUUAUCAACGAGAAAAGAAAGAACGAUGGUUUCAAGAAUGAAUAUGAAAUCUUACCUAAAGGGCUUGUUCACGCUCAUACUGAAGGUUCAAAAGAAGAAAACAAAGCUAAAAAUCGAUUCCUGUCAACAUGGCCAUAUGACCAUUCGAGGGUUGUGUUGACAGGAGAUACAAAGCAUGACUACAUAAACGCUAGCUACAUUGAUAGUUAUGACAAAGAAAAGGCAUACAUAGCCUCACAAGGUCCGAAAAAGAAUACUCUCAGGGAUUUCUGGCAAAUGGUCUGGCAGGAAAAGGUUUGCAAAAUAGUGAUGGUCACGAAACUGGAAGAGGAAAGAAGGAAAAAAUGUGAACAGUACUGGCCUAAAACUGUCAAUAAAGCAACAAUGGUAGACAACUAUAGACUAACAAUGACAGAGGAGAUAUACCAUACUAUUUAUGUGUACAGAUUGAUUAUACUACAUAACAAAACGAAUCAGCAAGAACGAAAAGUUCAUCAUUUUCAUUUCACACAAUGGCCGGAUCAUGGUGUUCCAGAUAGCAUCAAACUGGUGAAUUUUUACAGGAAAGUGAAAAGCAAAAAAUGUGAUAAGAAUGGUCCAAUGGUGGUGCACUGCAGUGCUGGCGUUGGAAGGACAGGUACAUUCAUUGCUAUCGAUGCACUUUAUGAGCAUGGCAAGAAAGUUGUCUACGUUGAUAUUAUGGAGUAUGUUCAGAUGAUGAGGAAAGACAGAAUGAAUAUGAUUCAAACACAUGGACAAUAUUCGAUCGUGUUUGAAGCACUGCUGGAACUAUUCACGGUUCCAAAUACGUCCAUUCAAAAGAAUGAUUUCUGCGAAUAUAUACAAAAGCAAGAAAACAAGACUUUACCAACAAAUCAAACAAUAUACAGAGAAGAGUUUCAGAGAUUGCGAACGUUGCGGCCAUCAUAUUCUUCUAAUGAGUUUACUGCUGCAAAUUGUAAAGAAAACAAAUCAAAGAAUUCUUCAACAACUGUUCUUGCACAUGACAAAUAUAGACCUUACUUAAUGUCUUAUGGUAAAACCAGAAGUGACUAUAUUAAUGCCGUUAUAAUUCCAGGCUAUUCAGUUGAUAGUAAGAUGUUUGUAACACAGUGCCCACUUGUUGAAACUGUAAUUGAUUUUUGGACAAUGAUGUAUGAUCACAGUUCCAAAAUUAUUGUUUUGUUGGAUCCCGGAAAUAAGGGUGCUCCAUUGUGGUUAGAGAAGAAAGAAAUGCUACAGUUUGAUGAUUUCCGAAUUGUCAAAGAAACGGAAAAUGCACAAAGAGAGUUUCCGCUUACUUUGAACCAUACGAAAAAUAAAGAACAAAUCUCAAUUAAAGUAUUCACUGCUGAGGAUUGGACUAUCACUAAUGCAACACCAUCACCAGAGUAUAUGUUAGAUCUUCUGCAUCGUGUACAAAAUUGCUGGGAAACACAGAAAGGCCCAAUCACUGUAGUUUGUAGUGAUGGCUGUAGUAAGAGUGGGUUAUUUGUAGCAUUGCGAUUAGUUUUGGAAAAAAUGCAGAUAGAUGAGGAAAUAGAUAUUUUUCAAGUAGUAAGAGAAAUUCAAACAAGGCGACCAGAAUUCCUUGAUGAAUUUGAUCAAUAUGAAUACUGUUAUCAGUGUAUUAGAGUCCAACUCGGAGGUGAUUCUCGAGAUUCACUGUAUGCGAAUAUCUAGUAAAGUUAAAACAUUCUGUUAUGUUCUAUGUAUUUAUUUGUCAUUUGUAAUAUAUGUAUUAUACUUUUGGUUCUGAGGUAGUGCUUCCACAUUUUGCUUUAAACGACAACAUACAAAUCGCAAACAUGUAUUGAAAAACGGAAAAAUGAUAUAACCGUAUGUUUUUUUUAAAUUCUAACGGAAUUUUAUUUUACAAGUGCCAAAUAUACGUACUUCAAUCAGUUAAAAUAAGUAAAUCAUACAAAAAAGGGAUCAAGACGCCGAGUAUCUGUUGUCCUAAUUACAACUCUUUUAAGCAUCCCCAUGUGCAGUGGUUUUGUAAUUGUUAAGUAGAGAAAAAUAAUUCUAAAGAAAUCUUUCUUAAAUCUUAUAAAUUAUAAUUAUCCAUAAUAUUUGAACAUUACUUAACUACUGCCUGUUUCAAUGAACAAAUUUAACACAAAAGAUGUAAAAUAGUCGGAAGAGAUAAUAUAAGUCACGACUUUGCUUGAAUCAUUUUGCUUUCUUGGUGCAAUUGUUAGACAUUUUUUCUUGGUAAAUAAUUAUCUCACCAUUGUUUUGAUGUUACAUAAAUAUAUAUUACCUUGAUCUAGAACAAACACUUGAUUUUCGAGCCGGGGAUUUAAUCGUUAUGUUUCAUGUCAAACUGUACCGUUAUAUUAAUGUACCACAUGUGCACAAAACAAAAGAGUAGAGUAUAUGUAUCGUAUAUAUUGAGCAGGCUACAAAGGACAAUGCUACGGUCAUAUGAUCUUUAUAUGGUUAAAACAUCAAUCGUUAAACCAUGUAGUACUUUUAAGUUAUCCUAUUGAUAUUUGUUUUUCUUUAUGUUCAUGCCAUUUUGUUUUUUGUAUUACUUCAUAAAUAAGCUAAUAAAAUAUGUUUAUACUGUU
This is a messenger RNA of Mytilus californianus (California mussel), 2891 nucleotides long. Its product is annotated as receptor-type tyrosine-protein phosphatase S-like. Gene Ontology annotation, biological process: protein dephosphorylation. The record is from RefSeq and is a predicted model, not a curated record. The transcript has 17 exons. Gene Ontology annotation, molecular function: protein tyrosine phosphatase activity. Bases 592 to 1998 code for a protein of 468 amino acids. Lineage: Eukaryota; Metazoa; Mollusca; Bivalvia; Mytilida; Mytilidae.